UUGUUGAAGCAAUUUAAUCUGGAAUAUCCUAGUGGUGUUUGAAAAGAUGGUCGUUAGUGUUUAAUUCUUUGUGGGCUCAGAAACACGUCAAGGUGAAUUUAAAAUCAAACGACCCAAGACAGGCGGACGAUCAAUCACAAAUGAAUGAGCAGAAAAAGAUCGAAGGACGGCUUGCGAUUGGCGAACGGGAAGUUGGCGAGGGACUUGAAUCUUCCGAGAAAAACUUCGAGGAGUUUGACUUGAAAUGCGGGCACACUCCCGCAGCAGAUACACUUUUACGGGAAACCAUUAGUCAACUAGAAACCGCGUUAUGCGAGUCUACAAAGCUGUUAGCCCAACGGGACAAUGAAAUUAACAGUUUAAGAAACGACCUUGAUUCGUGCCGUCGAAAUAGCGAUGGAAACGUCAGCGCCGCCCUUGAUGAGGAAGUCAAGAAUUCUCAGAAGCGAGUUCUCGAUCUGGAAAAGGUUAUACAACAACUUCAACAAGAUAUCGCAAUUUACAAAGCGGAGCGAGAGAGUAUGCUAAUGAAUGCUGAUCAACUUGAAGAUGGAAGUGCUACGGGACAGACUUGUUAUUGCGGGUCGCUGUGUGGUGCCAUGAAAGAAAUGGUUGAAUUGAAAACGAAACUACAGGUAACAGAACAAAAGUACAGCAAUCUAAAACGAGCUUUCAAGAGUUUGGAACGAAGUAAGGUUAGGGUUGGAGUUGCACAUCGGGAUAGCCCUUGUAAUAUUAGCUAAACUGGAACAGUCUAAGGGACGAAGACAGGGAUACGAAAAAUUACAUGAUUUGUAUAGUCAGGAAAUGAUAUAAUGUUAUAUUUUUAAUUCGGGUCUAGCUCAACGGGUGUUACUGAAGGGCUAAAACUUGGGAUUGCAAUAGAUAUCUCAACUGUAAAUUUCAAAGGUUUAUGAUUUUUCCUUCCUUUAUUGCCACGCGUUUCUUUUCUAAAACGUUACCUGUCUGAUCAGUAUUUUUGGCGGGAAAAGGUGGCGCGAUUAGCGCUUUUGGCGGGAGGUCGCAUCGAGCCACCCGCAGCGAAAAAAGGAGUUAUCGAAGUACAAGUUUUUUUAAAUACUCUCUUAACUCAAAAAAGGAGUUAUCGAAGUACAAGUUUUUUUAAAUACUCUCUUAACUCAAAAGAAAACUUUUAGUUAAUUUUAAUGAAGUAUCCCGUAGUCUUUUUGGUUAAAUUGAGUUACUUGUGAGUUUGACACCGAAGGAGAAAUUUUAAUUGAAUGAGUUUUUCAUCACUUCUCAUAAAUAGGAAACACACACGAAAAGUUUAUAUCAUCAACUGGUAUUGUAUUCCAAACAAACUAAGUAAGUUUAUUUAUAUUUAUACCUUUUAUGAAACGAGGCCGACAAUCAAGUCAGAUAGUCUAAUAGGAAAAACAAACAGAAGUUAUUUCAACAAACUCGGAAGAUACUAGAGUAUACGCUAUCAUGGCUAGUCAAAGUUUAAUGAUUUCAAUACAAACUGACGUUUGAGUCAGUGAAUAUGUUACCAAAAAGCAGUUAAAGAGUUGAGAUGUCCGCCUUCGAGGACUCUUUACUACAACUUUUUGCAGUUAUUGACAGGAGUAGCUUUCUCAGGAUAAAUUUCUCCUUGGGGAAUUCACAAGAAAUCAUAUUGGAAGAUGUGGCUUUGAGUAAGUCCCAAAAUACCAGAUUAUAGCUUUGUUAAGCAGUUACGUUCCAUGAAAAGUCCCUUUUCAUGCAAAGAUUACGGAUCGAAAACUUCGGCCUCUCGUAAACUCAAGGUUACUGACCAUUUAUUUCUUUGCCUUUGCGGUCAUAUUUUUAAGGGGGGGAGGGGGGUGUAUGAGGACAAAACUACAACCGCAAAGAACUCAAAUACAUCGAAUUUUGAACGCGCGCUGAAAUGGGAACAAGGUAUGCCGGAAGUUCCAUCAACUUCUACGUGAUUGGAUCCUGUAUAAAAUGAAAGGUGUUCUUAUUACGAAAAUUUCCCGCUUAAAAAAAAAGAAUAAAUAGGUCUAA
This is a messenger RNA of Stylophora pistillata, 2007 nucleotides long. RefSeq lists its product as uncharacterized. Lineage: Eukaryota; Metazoa; Cnidaria; Anthozoa; Scleractinia; Pocilloporidae. The record is from RefSeq and is a predicted model, not a curated record.